ACUGUCGUAACAAGACCGCGGCCGCGGUUCUAGGUAAACUACGGAAGAAAAAUGCACACAGAGUGCAACGGGACGUACAUAAUCCGCCUCCAGAGUCAGGCCUGCUUUCACCCUACUGCGUAUGUUAACUUCGCUGACCUAACCACCAAAGGCGGAAAUCUCGAUAUCUCCUGUGGUGUACAAGACUCCGGAAAUUUCAUCGAGAGAGAGGCCAAAGGACGAGAAAAAAUAUAGUAUUAUGAAAGAGAGCAUAGCAAAGUGACUCUACCAAUACAAAGCCAAACUUGAUUUGACUUUUCCUUAGCGAAGGUGCGUCCCGGUGAAUUUUUAACACAAGUUGCCCACUGUUGCUGUCAGACGGACGGUCGACGGUAGCCGCUGUGGCAAGUGGCAGUGAAUUAGUAGUUUGUAGAAUAAGUAGUUUCUUAAAUGUCAUUCCAGUUACUAACGUUUCAAUUUCUCGCAACGAAAAAGUGUGUGAUUUAGAUUGUAAACAAACAAAUCGAAAGCAAAAUCAAUUGAAGUAUUUAUCCGGAAUUUUAAACCACCACCACCAUUUUUACAUACCGUGGUGAAUAUAGGGGAAAACGUCAAAACUCGACUCGUUCAUCAUAUCACGAUGAACAUAAACAAACAAGGGUUGAAACUACAGUCGGCACUUGUUAUAGAAGCAUUUUAACCGAAGUUACGAUGCCGAGAAUUUUGAAAUGGGUACCAAUCUACGUCCGAAAUCACUACCCACCUUUGAUUCAUUGAUACGAUCGGGUUUGCUGGUGCUUCUUUCGAGCUGCUGUUAUCUUCCCUACCGCACGGGAACAUUCGUGUUUGACGACAGCGUUGCGAUAGUUAAGAACAAGGAUGUUCUCAACAGUGACACGCCUCUACGGGAGCUAUUCCGGCACGACUUCUGGGGUACCAAUCUGACGGAUGCAAGCAGCCACAAAUCAUACCGGCCACUAACCGUGCUAAGCUUCCAGCAGGAGGUGAAACGGUACGGACUGGAUGCAACCCACAUGAAAACGACCAAUUGGUUGCUUCACACGAUUAUUGGACUGCUGCUGCCGAAGUGCUUCAGGGCUGUUAGUGGAAGCCGGCGAAGUCAACCGUAUGGCUUUGAAUACUGGGCUGCUGUUCUGUUCGUUGUGCAUCCUAUUCAUACAGAGGCCGUUUCCGGAAUAGUCGGACGGGCCGAGCUGUUGGCCUCGUUUUGGUUUAUUUUUGGUGUGAUAAUUUAUAGUUGUUUGUUAAAAGAUGGACACAGUUCGAUACGGAGUCAGGUAACCAUCAUUCUAGCAGUGUUUAUCUGCACCAUCAUAUCAAUACUUUGUAAAGAGACUGGUAUUACUAUAUUGGCCACCUGCGCUGCACUCGACAUUCUAAAACACCUCAAUACUCAUAGCUCUAUAAGAUCAAUUCUCAAAAACAACUUCCUCAUGGCCCGAGUCAUAACAAUGUUCCUUAUGACCUGCGUCCUCAUCUACUGCCGGCUGUGGGUUCAGAAUUUUACCGGGCCACAGUUUCGAGACAAGGACAACCAGGUUGCGAUCAGCCAAGGUCUGACCAAAAUCCUAUCACAAAACUACCUGUACAGUCUGAAUCUAUGGCUCCUGAUCUGCCCAGAUUGGCUGAGCUUCGAUUGGGCACUGGAUUCUAUUCCCUUGGUCAGUUCACUCUUCGACUACAGACUAAUGUUUGUGAUAAUAUUUUACACCUUUGUGAUAAGUAUACUCCUGCGCACGAAAGCUCGAACGCACGUCCUUCGGGGCCUAGCCCUGAUGGUCAUCCCGUUUCUUCCGGCAUGCGGCUUAAUCCGUGUUGGAUUCGUGAUAGCAGAACGCGUUCUGUAUAUUCCUUCCCUAGGAUUUUGCUUCCUGGUAGCAUUCGGAUUUAAGCACCUCUACAAUAAAGCAAAAGUACGUUGGAUUCGCAGGCUGAUCGGAUUAGGAUUCGGUUUUCUUUGCCUGCUGUUUGUUCUCAGAACCAUACAACGCUCCGCGCACUGGACCACGGAACACCUUCUAUUUCGAUCGGCACUACGAAUAGUUCCAAACAACGCAAAAGUACACUACAACAUUGCACGAUUAGCGACGGAUCACGGAGAUCGGGAAACGGCUUUUGCCUUUUACAAACAAGCAAUUAAACUAUACCCGGAGUACGAAGCAGCGCAUAUGAAUUUGGGAAACUUGUACCGAGAUAUUCAGGAUUAUGACCGAGCGCUGGUGCAUCUGAAAAAAGCUAUUGAAUUCCACGAAGACUUCCACACAGCGUGGAUGAACCUAGGAAUCGUGCAUGCAGCAAUGAAGAAUUACGAUGCGGCUUUGGCUUGCUACCAGCGUGCAAUGCUCAAGCAGAAGCAUUAUCCCAACUGCAUGUUCAACCUGGGAAAUUUGUACAACGACAUGGGCAAACAAAGACUUGCUUUAGCUACCUGGAAUGAAACCGUUCAUCAGGACCCACAUCACAUUAAGGCAUGGAACAAUAUGGUCAAUGUGUACGACAAUGCCAACAUGCAGCAGCAAGUUCUCGCCGUCACCGACCGAGCCCUUAAGCAUCUACCGGGAAACCCGACUCUGCUAGCAUCAAAAGCAACAGCUCUAGCAAAAAUGGGACAAUUCCACCAGGCAGAACGAAUCUACGCCGAUCUCAUAGCAGCUAACCCGCAGGUGGAAAAAUACCACCAAAAUAUGGGAGUGCUGUACCACCGAUGGGGCAAGCUAGACCAGGCCGAACAUCUCUACAGGGAGGCACUCAAACUGAACCCACGUUCCGAGAUGGCCAAAACUAACCUCGCCAAACUGCUAGCCACGAGCGCCAAACGACGGGGCAAAUUUUAAACUCUUCCAAUAAACAGCAACAGUUUUUAAUCUUUAAAA
Molecule: messenger RNA, 2873 nt
Organism: Wyeomyia smithii (pitcher-plant mosquito)
Lineage: Eukaryota; Metazoa; Arthropoda; Insecta; Diptera; Culicidae
Gene: Tmtc4
Product: protein O-mannosyl-transferase TMTC4
Exons: 5
Coding region: 708-2834 (708 amino acids)
Biological process (GO): endoplasmic reticulum unfolded protein response; protein O-linked glycosylation via mannose
Cellular component (GO): endoplasmic reticulum
Molecular function (GO): protein binding; mannosyltransferase activity
Source: RefSeq, a predicted model, not a curated record